AUGGCGGCCCCCGGUAGGCACGUAGGGCAUUACAUCCAGAGAAACGGGCGAUUUCUGCUCUGUAACAUCGAGCAGGUGUUGGGUCACAGGAGUUUUGGUUGGACUCCAGCUGUGCGACAACAAGCUGCAGAAGUUAAUCAAGAGUUGCCAGAGAGUAUCGUCAUCCCCAAGAAGAAAACAUGGAGCAAAGAGGCGGUGCUGGAGGCGCUGUCUUCAACUGUAGGCAGGGAUCCUACAGCAUGUCCCUACAUGUUCCAGGAUGAUCCGUUCCUCACUCCCAGAACUUCUACUGAGUUCAGGAUGUUUGCUCUCUCUCAGGAGUCUGGCAGAGAUGCAGCCAAAUUCUUUAUCAACAGUAAUCCCAAGUUCUUCACCAAAGACUUCGCUGAACCGCAUAUACCGUGUCUGAUGCCGAAGACGGUGUCGCUGGUUCUCGAGGAAGUGAGCGAAGAGGCACUGAAGGAACGGAUCAACCUGAGGAAGGUUUCAGCUGCUGUCGACAUGUACGAUCAACUACUGCAGGCUGGCACAGCAGUCAGUAUGGAAACAACCCAUGGCCUCCUGGAUCUGAUCUGUUUCUACUGUGACAAAGACCCUGCUGAAGAGGAGGAACCACAGAGAGAAGACACAGACUCAGACGAGCCAAAGCCGAAGGGGCGGAUCCACCGAGCAUCAGACUUCAUUAAGUUGACGUGGAAAGAGAACAACAAUGCAGAGAGAAUCUUUAACCUGCUGCCAGAGAGAGAUACGAGGUGUUACUCCGCUCUGAUCAGAGGGAUGGUGAAGUAUAGAGCCCCUGCAAAGGCCUACAGCAUGUACACGGAUAUGCUCAACAACAGAGUGACAGGUGACGUCCACAUCUUCAACACUCUGAUCUCCUCAGUUGUACAUCUCAGAGUAAACUAUGAGGCGAGAUGGGAACUUGUCACCGAGCUCUUGUACCAGAUGAAUCAGCAGAAGAUUCGUCCCAAUAUUCUGACCUUCAACAGUGUUCUCCAAACUCUGAGACGCUGCGGCCCUAUUGGCAAAUCACUAAGUCUGCAGACAGUGAGUGAGAUGAAGGCACUGGGAAUAGCUCCCAGCUUGGCCACCUACGAGCACAUCCUGUGUCUCUUUCACAAACCAGUCGCCCAGAAACAGUACGGCGCUGACAUUUUGCAAGAAAUAGUGUCCGAGCUGGAAGGAACCAGCCUCACCUGCCAGGACCCUAAUGACGUUCUGUUCUUCGCCACCGCAAUGAGAGUAUGUGUGGAUACUAAAGAGCUCGAGCUCGGCUAUAAAGUCCACAGUCUGACAGAAUUUGGGGAGAACUAUAAGCUGCAGGGAGUACCCUACCAGCGGAGUACGUACUAUGGUCGUUUCUUCAACCUGUUGUGCAUGAUGGAACACGUCGAUGCGGUGCUGAAGUGGUACAGGCGCCUGAUUCCCUCGCUGUUCUACCCGAACGUUCAGGGAAUGAUGGACCUGCUGCAGUGUCUGGACACUGACAACCGCCUGGACCUGCUGCCUGACAUAUGGAAGGAUAUCAAGACUGUAGGUCAUGAAAAUAAAUCUGAAGUGGUGGAGGAGGUGCUCCAGCUGAUGGCCAGAGAGAAGCACAGUCCCGAGGUUCAGGAGUCUUUUGCUACGUGCGCUCUGGAUGUGAAAAAUGAGUUCGAAGUGAAGCGCCUUCUGCAGUGGAGCAACUUGUCCCUCUCAAACGUCACCAUAGUGCUGCUGCGAGCCAACAAAACCCAAAUGGCCUGGGAGAUGCUGGAGCUCUUCAAAUCCUACAACAGAGUUCCUUCGAAGGAGGUUCUGGACGCCUUCCUGACGGUGUGCCACAGUGACGGCACGCCACAGAAAGCAGUGGAGCUGGUCCAGGCGGCUGCAGCCCUCUGUCUGCUGCAAACGCCGACGCUGGCCACGAGAACGCUGGCCGAGUUCGAUCUGACUGAGGAGCAAAGAGCCAUUUUAACUGAACUGGAGGCUGCAGGAGAACCGUCCGACUGAGGGAGACGACACUCUUAAAGAUAUAAGAAGUCCAUCUGUAUGAAAGUCUUAUAACUUAAGACAGAGAGUAUUUGUCUGUAAUUACUUUAGUUAUAUGUGUAAUAAAAUAUAUGUGUUAUAAAUA
Messenger RNA from Stegastes partitus (bicolor damselfish), 2116 nucleotides. RefSeq names its product pentatricopeptide repeat domain 3 (gene ptcd3). The record is from RefSeq and is a predicted model, not a curated record. The transcript has 23 exons. Gene Ontology annotation, biological process: mitochondrial translation. NCBI's taxonomy places the organism in Eukaryota, Metazoa, Chordata, Actinopteri, Pomacentridae. Bases 1 to 1992 code for a protein of 663 amino acids. Gene Ontology annotation, cellular component: mitochondrion. Gene Ontology annotation, molecular function: rRNA binding; protein binding; ribosomal small subunit binding.